Brassica napus (rape) is the source of this 2639-nucleotide messenger RNA. RefSeq names its product glucan endo-1,3-beta-glucosidase 7. The record is from RefSeq and is a predicted model, not a curated record. The transcript has 5 exons. Gene Ontology annotation, molecular function: hydrolase activity, hydrolyzing O-glycosyl compounds. Gene Ontology annotation, biological process: carbohydrate metabolic process. Bases 220 to 1758 code for a protein of 512 amino acids. NCBI's taxonomy places the organism in Eukaryota, Viridiplantae, Streptophyta, Magnoliopsida, Brassicales, Brassicaceae. Gene Ontology annotation, cellular component: plasma membrane.
ACUUAUUAUUUUUAUAUAUGGAAUAAUUAAGAAAAAGGUUCAAAUAUUAUUUUUGGGUUUAGUUUAGACAAUGAUAUCACAUUGAAAACUAUUUUGUUCUAUCCUUUUUCUUUUUUGAACUGAAGUGUCGUUUCUUCUAACAGUUCAAAACCUAACCCUCCUCAUAAUUAGUCUUUACAUUUCAAAAUCUCACUUGCUUCUCCACAUUCAUCUGCUCUCAUGGCUCAUUCCAUCUUCUUCUUCUCUCUCUUCCUCUUUCUCUUCUCCAACUCGCCGGCAGAUGCAGAUUCGUUUAUCGGAGUAAACUACGGCUUACUCGCCGACAACCUCCCCUCACCGUCUGAUGCAGCCAAGCUCAUCCAGUCCAGCUCCAUUCAAAAAGUGAGGCUAUACGGCGCAGAUCCCACCAUCAUCAAGUCCUUAGCCGGAACCGGCGUCGGAAUCGUCAUUGGAGUAGCCAACGGAGAUCUCCCAUCCCUCGCCUCCGAUCUCAACGUCGCCUCUCAGUGGAUCGGCACCAACGUCCUCCCUUUCUAUCCCGCCUCCGACAUCAUCCUCAUCAAUGUCGGCAACGAGAUUCUGUUGUCGAAUGAUCUGAACCUGGUAAGCCAGCUUCUUCCGGCGAUGCAAAAUGUCCAAAAGGCCCUUGAGGCGGUUUCACUCGGCGGGAAAAUCAAGGUGUCUACGGUUCAUGCCAUGACGGUGCUGGGCCAAUCUGACCCGCCAUCGGCUGGUUCGUUUGCUCCCGGUUAUCAGGCCGGUUUAAAAGGCAUCUUACAGUUUCUUAGCGAAACCGGGUCGCCUUUUGUCAUCAACCCGUACCCGUUCUUUGCGUACCUGGGUGACCAGAGGCCUGAAACGCUGUCGUUUUGCCUCUUCCAGCCUAACCCUGGACGUGUCGACUCCAAUACCGGAAUCAAGUACAUGAACAUGUUUGAUGCUCAGGUUGAUGCGGUGCACUCAGCUUUGAAAUCGAUGGGAUUUGAGAACGUGGAAGUGGUGGUGGCAGAAACAGGCUGGCCAACGAGCGGUGAUAGUAACGUGGUUGGUCCCAGUGUUGAGAACGCGCAGACUUACAAUGGGAACCUAAUCGCUCAUUUAAGGUCUAUGGUUGGGACUCCCUUAAGACCCGGCAAACCCAUCGACACUUAUAUUUUCGCUCUCUUUGACGAGAACCUCAAGCCAGGUCCUUCCUUCGAGCGAUCUUUUGGCCUUUUCAAGCCUGAUCUUACCAUGGCCUACGACAUUGGUCUCACUAAAACUAGUAGUAGUGGUAGUCAGACGUCACAGUCUCCACCAUUGGGAAAAUCAGCAACAUCAGUGGGAUGGUGUGUGCCAAUGGAGGAUGCGACUGAGGAGCAAUUGCAAGCAAGUCUAGAUUGGGUUUGUGGACAGGGAAUUGAUUGUGGUCCGAUAACGCCAGGAGGGGUGUGUUUUGAGCCUAACAAUGUCAUGUCUCAUACAGCCUAUGCUAUGAACUUGUAUUUCCAAAAAUCUCCUGAAAACCCUACGGAUUGCGAUUUCUCUCAAACUGCAAGGAUUACAUCCAAUAACCCUAGUUAUAGCAAUUGCGUUUACCCAAGAGCAGGAUGGUCUGGAGAUGAAAGCCUAGGAGGAGCGAUGAAUAAAUAUGUGACUUCAGACAAAACAAUAGAGACGAAUGGAUCAGAAUGCUCCUCCUCUUUUCUGUCUUUGCCUCUCUUUAUGAUCAUCUUUUUCAUUGUUCUUCCACUUUCCCACCAUAUGAAUUUCUUGUAGUUGCCUUUAUUUAUUAGUCUUAAAACCUAAUUUUCUGCCCCUUUUCCAUCUAAUCAUUUUGGUUUUGUCCAUUAAUCAUAAGCCUUUUUUUAUAUAUAAUCAUUCGCAUUAUCCUUGUAGUAGAACAUGAUACUUGAUACCCAUUAGUGUAUCUUUUCAAAAGCAGAUUCGAAAGGUGAAAAGCAGAGCGGUGGUUUUUUCAAAAGGAAUAUGUUCCUUCCAAUUUUCAUUUCUAUCUCAAAUACAAUGGGUGUAAAUGUUUUCAACGAUUUAUACAUAUGGAUGCUUAUGUAUGCCUGUGUAAUCUUCCAAUACAAUACAAAGUAAAGUAGACAUAGGAAGAGAGAGAGAUGGGUUGGUUUGUUAAGGAAAGAAGAGGAGGUGCUUGGAAGCGAGGAUGGUUGGAAGAAACACUGUUCUCGUCUUCAGCACCUCCUCUAACACUACUAACUCUCUUUGCCAUCAUAUCUCUGCUCCUCUUUCUCUCCUCCUACCCACGUUACAGGUACGAGGUUGAGAAAACCGCAAUGAAUCUCAAGCUCUUUCUCAUGUUCCUCCCAAUUCUUUUUGUCUUUCUGCUGGUCUCUUUGCAGUUCGUCCAUCGAAUUCUCUUCAGAUCCUCUUACUACGUCAGAGCAAACCAGGCUGCGUCCCUUUUUGGAGAAGGCCACUUUCCCUGGGGAGUCUUGCUUAUGCUAGUUCUUUUACUUCUUUUGGUUUCUAAACAAUCUUACUUUCACUCCUUAUGGUACCCGACCUUAUGAUCUUUCCAUCUCGUUUCUUUAUAUUCCAGAAACAUACUUUAUAGAUUGAUAUUUGUUUCUUGUAAUCCACAUCCAACUCUACACAUGUGUUAUGUGCUAACCUAUUUUGAUAUGCUC